AUGAAUGAUGAAUUAUAUUCAAAAUCAAUGAUUAAUAAUGAAAAACAAACAUCAGUUGCUAAACUUGCUAAUCAAUCAUGUUUUUUUUUUCCAAUUAGACAUUUACUCAAUGUGCAUGGUACAAUAAAAAGUGAUGGUAAAUCGCAUAUUAGUAUUAAAUGUGCUACACUAACAUAUCUAUCACAUUUAUCAAUAAUUUGAUUAUCCUACUGUAAGUAUGUUUAAUGCUUGUGUGAGACUUUUUUUUUGUAAAGUUUUAGUUCAGUAAAAUACAUUUAUUUUAUAAUCCAAAAUUAUUUCCAAUGUUGUAACAGUACGAGAACUCAGAUGAAUAGGAUAAAUCUGAUGAAGAAGCUUGGAACAGAGUUUAGUUGACGUGGCUUCAAUUGGUUAUGGUCUCAAAGUUUUAGUGAAAGUUAUCUGAUAGAUAUGAAGAUUUUACUAUUGGUAGGUUAUCACUUGCCCCAAAUUGUGGUUCCCUGAAUUAACCCCCAAAUCAUAUCCCCAUUUGGUGAAAAAAAAGCAAUUGAUAUAAAUUCUGGUCACCAAAUGGGGAUUUUAGUUUUGGGGAAUUUUUGAUUUGGGAAUAUUUUUCAUAAGAUACAUUAUAUAUAUAUGCUGUAAUUCAGCAGCAUGUUGGUUCUUGUACUACGCUGUAUCAACUAGAAUAAAUAUUUUUAGCUUGAUCAUUCGAUGUUUAUCAUUUGUCCCAUACUGGUCACCACAAAUGCAUUUCAUAAAAAUCUCCAUUUGGGAAUUUUUUUCUCAUGAAAUAUAUUAUACAUCCUAUAGGUCAAUACCGUUCUUUUUCUCUUCCAAGAUCGCAUUACCAAAAAUAACACUUUCCAAGUCAUAUCUAUUGGAAUUGUUUAGUUUGAAUUAGCUAAACAUAAUAACAAGAGUUCUAUGAUGAAUCUGGUGACCAGAAUGUAUUUUGGGUU
Rotaria sordida is the source of this 941-nucleotide messenger RNA. The record is from the annotation of a GenBank genome assembly. NCBI's taxonomy places the organism in Eukaryota, Metazoa, Rotifera, Eurotatoria, Philodinida, Philodinidae.